AUGCCGUCCUCCACAGCAGAAACUCCGCGUUUCCCACGCUUCUUCCGGCCUCUUCCAAAUCCAGCGAAGGAACAGGACAUCCCCUCCGAGAUCACCACGCCCACAGCACCUCGCCGGACGAGGUCCGUUCGAGCAUCAGAGGACACACCAACUCGUCAACGCACGUUUCGAGCAAGUGGCUCCGCCGCUGUUGCCUUUCCGCGCCCUACCAGUGCGCAGACAUCCUCUCAAAGACCGCAUGAAUAUUCGAGUCCGCAUCACGGGUCGCCAUGCACGGCUCUUUGCCUUUCACAUCUCCUGACCUGCGAUCACAAGGUCCAUACCCCGUCGCCGGAGCCGUGUGCAUCGAACUGUCACGUUGCAAAGCACCCGGAUUACUCCCAACCACGAUCUCUCGACUCGCCGUUCGUGUGUCCGACUUGUUUGGCUGAGCAUCUGGUACAGCGGAAUGAUGAGCGAGAGUCGGCGUUCCGAGCCGAGAUCAAGGCCAUCGCAAAGGAAAGGCGGGAAAGUAAAGCCUGGGUGGAGAAGAAAGUCGGGUUCAUGAGGCUUGGCUGGGCAGACGAGGACGAAGUGGAAGUCAGUGUGUUCUACGAGUUUGGUCGGGUCUGCGAGGGAUUUUGGGUUGAUGAAGAGUGGAGGGAACUGAUCGAGAGGGGUAGCAGAGCGUGGAGGGAGAAGAGAGAACAGGGCAAAGGUUUGCAUGUUUUCGAGGACGAGGACGAACUCGAGACGACCGUUCUGGAUGUCCAGGAUAAGGUGUCCGAUGCGUGUGGAGAGUCUUCGCCGACUGGUUCGGUGCGAAGUGCCUUUGAGAAGAUCAAACGGAGUUCGAGGGGCUUGGAGUUCCGAAUGCCGGCAUACCGGAGGCCUUGA
This is a messenger RNA of Zymoseptoria tritici IPO323, 876 nucleotides long. RefSeq lists its product as uncharacterized. The record is from RefSeq and is a predicted model, not a curated record. Lineage: Eukaryota; Fungi; Ascomycota; Dothideomycetes; Mycosphaerellales; Mycosphaerellaceae. The coding region runs from base 1 to 876 and encodes 291 amino acids. The transcript has a single exon.